AUGUCCUCCAUGUUCAAGUUCGCCGCGGCCGCUCUGGCUGUGGCCGCUCCUCUGGCCAAUGCUCAGACCUACACCAAGUGUAACCCCCUGACAACGACCUGCCCGCCUGAUGUUGGCUCCACGCAGUCGCACCUCAACUUCGACUUCACCCAGGCCUCGGCUCUGGAUAUGUGGACCACCACCGCCGGCACCGUGAACACGGGCCCCAACGGUGCCGAGUUCACCAUCGCCGAGCGCGGUGAUGCGCCCACCAUUCAGACCUCGUUUAACAUCUUCUUCGGUGAGGUUUCCGUCACCAUGAAGGCCGCCUCCGGCCAAGGUAUUGUCAGCAGUAUCGUGCUGGAGUCGGACGACCUCGACGAGAUCGACUGGGAGGCUCUGGGUGGCGACACUACCGAGAUCGAAACCAACUACUUCGGCAAGGGCGAGACGGGCACCUACAACCGCUUCACGUGGGCCCCCGUCUCAACCCCCCAGGAGGAGUUCCACACCUACACCGUGAACUGGUCCAAGGAGAGCAUCAUCUUCUCCAUUGAUGGCGCCGUCGUCCGCACCCUGACCUACAGCGAGGCCUCCGGCGGCUCGCAGUACCCGCAGACCCCCAUGACCGUGCGCCUUGGUGUCUGGGCUGGCGGUGACCCGGCCAACGCCCCCGGCACCAUCGAGUGGGCUGGCGGCCAGACCAACUACGCUGACUGCCCCUUCACCAUGUACAUCAAGGAGGUCAACAUCGUCAACUCCAACCCGGCCAAGUCGUACACCUACGGGGACAACUCCGGCUCGUGGGAGAGCAUUCAGAUCAACGGCGCCACCGGCGGUGGCUCUGACACUGGCUCUGGCUCUGGCGGCGAGACCACCACCAAGUCCACCACCACUACGACGACGACCACCACCACCACUACUACUACUAAGUCCACCAAGACCACCAUGUCGACCACCACCACCUCAUCUCACAGCAAGGCUACCGGCUCGUCCACCUCCCGGGGUUCCUCCUCGGGCUCCGGCUCGGCCAGCGGCACUGCGACCUCGUCCGGCGCCUCCAGCUCCGGCGGUUCUUCAAGCUCUACUGGCGCGGCCCCCGGCAGCACCCCGACCACCUCUCACAACGCCGCCGUCAACAUGGUUGCGAACUACGUGGCUCCGCUCGGUCUCCUGGCCGUGCUGUCUGCAUUCUUCCAGCUGUAA
This is a messenger RNA of Penicillium riverlandense, 1185 nucleotides long. RefSeq names its product glycoside hydrolase family 16 protein. The record is from RefSeq and is a predicted model, not a curated record. The transcript has 2 exons. Gene Ontology annotation, cellular component: fungal-type cell wall. Gene Ontology annotation, molecular function: hydrolase activity, hydrolyzing O-glycosyl compounds; glycosyltransferase activity. NCBI's taxonomy places the organism in Eukaryota, Fungi, Ascomycota, Eurotiomycetes, Eurotiales, Aspergillaceae. Bases 1 to 1185 code for a protein of 394 amino acids. Gene Ontology annotation, biological process: fungal-type cell wall organization; carbohydrate metabolic process.